GGAGAGGCUUUGAAAAAAAAAAAACCAAAAAAAAAAAAACCGAAAGAUGUCAUCAUCCUGUCGACUCAAACACCGGGGCGGAGUCACGGAGUGCGGCCGACCUCGAGCUCUUUAGCUGGGCGACGAACUCUACGCAACACCGAGGCUUGGAAUCCGACGGCUGCGGCCUUUUCGGAGCUACCGCAAAAAAGAAAAAAGAAACAAAUGAUAUAAAAGCAGCACGUUCGGACUUCGCGUCCAUCUCCUCCAUUAAAAUGAGUAUUUAUUUUUGCUUUUAUUACAGCAGACAUAAAGGAAUACAAUACACUAUUAAAGCAGGAUAUCAUCCAUUUUGUCGCAUUUACAAAAGCAGAAAUAUCUCGUCAAUGAAUCCAUAAGUCGUUAUAAACUCAUUAAUUAGAAUAAUAAUAUUGAUAAUUGGUGCCGUUGUUGGGAGUCGUUCUGCAUUUGCAGUAAUUAUCCCGGGCAGCAGGAGGCAGAGCAGAGCCGCGCAAGCCCCGGGCUGGAUUUUCGCUGCUGCGGUGUUUCGAGCUCCUCUUCCCGGGCUCUGUGGGUCUCCCCCCCCCCCGCUGCCUCCCGCUCUCUCAGCUCCCUGCCUGGCUCUCCUUCAUGAUGGACUCCUCCUGGAGCAACUUCCUCUUUCAGACUCCGCCCACUCAGAGCCAGUCUGACACGCCUCUUCAGGCGGAGCUCCUGCCUGAGCUGACAGACUCGGCUCAGAGUCCGUCAGCUGAACAUAUGGUGACGCCGCCGUCCACCGUCGACACCGCGGCGCUGAGCGAGGAGCCGCUACCUGUCAAAUCUCCAGUGAAGCCCAGUCGUCCGGCUCACAUCUGCUCCACCUGCAACAAAGAGUUCAAGAACAGCUACAACCUGCGGCGCCACCAGUCUGUGCACACGGGCGUUCGCAUGAAGGACCGCGUCGCCCGGGAAAAAGAGGAUGGAGCGAAGAAGCAGACGGUCCCGCUGUCCCUCCUCCAGCUCACACUGCCCCCACAGGCCCCACCCCCUCCUUCGCCUCCCACCAACCCCGCCACGGACUCCGUCCCCCAGCCCAGUCUCCACAACAACCAGGAAACUCAGCCAGUCUCUGUGUCCAUUGCCCCGGCAACCGUAACCAUGGCUGCACCGCAGCAACCCCUCCAGGCAGCUGUUGUUGUUGUCGGGUCCAUGGAGCAGAAUCCAAAUCCCAACACCAACCAGGUGAGGAAGAACCACGCCUGCGAGGCCUGUGGAAAGGCCUUCAGAGACGUCUAUCACCUCAACCGGCACCGGCUUUCGCACUCGGACGAGAAGCCGUAUUCCUGCCCCAUCUGUCAGCAGCGCUUCAAGAGGAAAGACCGCAUGAGCUAUCACGUGCGCUCGCACCAAGGCGGCGUGGAGAAGCCCUACGUGUGUCCUCACUGCGCCAAGGCCUUCUCCAGACCGGAUCAUCUCAACAGUCACGUUCGACAGGUUCACUCGACAGAGAGACCCUUCAAAUGCACGACGUGCACGUCGGCGUUUGCCACGCGCGACCGUCUCCGAGCUCAUCUGAUCCGUCACGAGGAGAAAGUUCCGUGUCACAUCUGUGGGAAGCUUCUGUCGGCCGCUUACAUCACUGAUCACAUGAGAGUCCACAACCAAUCACAGCACCACGCCUGUCACCUGUGCAACCGCAGCUUCACCACCCUCACUUACCUGCGUGUUCACGCUCAGAAACACCACGGUCAGGAGUGGAAGGAGAGCGGCGGGGGGCGCGGCGCCUUCGGUGGGACGGGGGCCGGCGGCGUGCUGCUCUGUCAGCUCUGCGGCGUCCAGUGUAAGACGGCCACGCAGCUCCAGGGUCACAUGGGCACCCACGCCAACCAGGGCGACCUCGGCGCCGACCCCGUGAGCACCGGCCCCGUCGUCACCACCAGCGUGGCCGUCACCGUGUCCAGUGCUGCGAGCUCAGUGGGGCUGCUGGUUACUGACUGCUCCAGUAUCACCCCCCAGCCUCACAGCUAGCACACCGCGAGGGGGGGGACUGGUGGG
Messenger RNA from Solea solea (common sole), 2016 nucleotides. RefSeq names its product myc-associated zinc finger protein (gene maza). Lineage: Eukaryota; Metazoa; Chordata; Actinopteri; Pleuronectiformes; Soleidae. The transcript has 7 exons. Bases 610 to 1989 code for a protein of 459 amino acids. Gene Ontology annotation, cellular component: nucleus. The record is from RefSeq and is a predicted model, not a curated record.